Messenger RNA from Sphenostylis stenocarpa, 231 nucleotides. Lineage: Eukaryota; Viridiplantae; Streptophyta; Magnoliopsida; Fabales; Fabaceae. The record is from the annotation of a GenBank genome assembly.
AUGGCAGAAAAGGUUUGGUCCAUACACAAGGAGUUUGCGUGUUUGAGGCCGAGGAUGGCCUACGGUGCGUGUUAUCUGAAGGGAACACGCUUUGAUUGCCGGGCCCUCUCCUCGUUCCGCCCGCGGAGUAAAAAAACUUACGGUAACAAAUCAUUUUCCCUGCCGGAAAACUGGACAUAUUCUUCUUUUAUGCAAUUUGCGGGACAGAUCGAUCCUAAAAUGCAGCAGUAG